AUGGCAUCGACAAAGAUGACGACGUCGACAACAUCAUCAGAAGAGGAAGAAGAGAACUGCGAUCCAAAUCUAGGAUGUCAACGCGAUGCCAGUAUACUUAUAUUGAUCUUCUUGGCCAUACUUUUACUAUCUGUACUGGUAGUUUAUUGUAUCAUUCGAAUCGACCUACAUUAUAUUCCAGAGUCAGUGGCUGUCAUUGUCUUUGGUGUGAUUGUUGGAAUCAUUGCAAAGUACACUCAUGAUAGGUUUGUGGACCAUGUAUCAACGUUCAGUCCAGAACUAUUCUUCCUCUUUAUCCUACCCGCUAUCAUAUUUGAAACUGGAUUCUCACUCAACAAGACUGAAUUCUUUGGCAACAUAUAUCCAAUCUUGGCUCUAUCAAUCAUUGGAACACUUAUUGCAUUCUUUGGAGUAUCAUUUGGACUCUACUUAUUCGGCAAAGCAGGUAUAUCUCUGCCACUGCCCAUCUUUGACUCACUGAUAUUUGGUUCAAUAGCAUGCGCCACUGAUCCCGUGGCAACAUUGGCAAUAUUCAAGGCACUUGGAGUUGAUCAGAAACUAUAUAUGAUUGUACUUGGUGAGAGUAUACUAAACGAUGCAGUAUCACUCAUUAUAUUCAAGGCAGUCAAUACAUACACAGUCUCACAAGUAUGGAUACCAAUACUACUAUUCAUUGGAAUAUCAAUUGGCAGUGUUAUAAUGGGUCUACUAGUUGCAAUGAUACUAUCACUCAUACUCAAGUGGCUCAACCUCUUCAAAUAUCCUGCUAUCGAAACACUCUUUGUCAUUCUAUUCGCCUACAUAUCAUAUUUAUUAGCAAAUACAGCUUACCUCUCUGGUAUCCUAUCAACAUUCUUCUGUGGAUUGACAUUCCAAAAGUAUGGAUACAAGAGUCUUUCAGUUAUACAUUCUUCCUUUGGAGCAUUAGCAUUGGCAGUAUUCCCAUUGAUUGCACUGUUGAACAAGGUCAAAUUGUCAAAUAUUAAUGGAAGGAUACAAUUUGUUGUAUUCUUGUCUGGACUUAGAGGUGCUAUAUCAUUCUCAUUGAGUCUCUCUGGAGAGUAUCACUCAGAGUAUCAAGAUUAUAUCAAGACACAAAUGAUAUUAUUGGUCUACUUUACUAUAUUUGUAUUUGGUCUAUGUACAUAUCCAUCACUUAAGGGACUGAAGAUCAAGUCGGCCGAUUCAGAUCAGACGAUGGAGUUCAUUGGACAGCCCCUACAGGUGGAACCCUUACCACGACGACGCAAGAUCAGGACAUUGUUCUCAAAGGUCGAUGAGAAAUACCUGACUCGCUUCCUCACUCGCAGACAUACUCCAGGUCCAAAAGUGGAUGAACAAUCAAUCAAUGUGGAGUUGGAGACACAAGAUGCCAUGGAGUCAACAACAAAUGAUCAAGAUGACAAUACAUAUUAUAAUGAUGAUCAGGUCGAGGAUGACAAUGUGCCUGCAUCAAUUGUUGUAGAAGCCCGUCCUGGUCAAGAAGAUGAGGACAUCAAUGGCAAGCGUGGUGGUGUUGGUGGCAAACUUAAAACACAUCCAAGCAAAGAGGAGUUGGUCGAUCAAGACGAGAGUCCAACAAACUCAAACAAAGACAUUCAAAUGGACGACGAUGGUGAUGAAGAUUGUGGAAGUAGCAGUACAAGUAGUCAUAAAUAA
Molecule: messenger RNA, 1659 nt
Organism: Acytostelium subglobosum LB1
Lineage: Eukaryota; Evosea; Eumycetozoa; Acytosteliales; Acytosteliaceae
Exons: 6
Coding region: 1-1659 (552 amino acids)
Biological process (GO): sodium ion transport; regulation of pH; proton transmembrane transport
Cellular component (GO): membrane
Molecular function (GO): sodium:proton antiporter activity
Source: RefSeq, a predicted model, not a curated record